AUGAUCUCCUUUUGGCGGCAACUGCGUUUUCUUCUUUGGAAAGGAUAUUUGGUGAAGAGACGGCAAAAAAAAUGGUUGGUGGCCGAGUUGUUGACGCCGAUUUUGCUCUUUUUCAUUCUGGCGAUGAUCCGAUUACGCGAUUUCACGACGAGUGGAUCUGAAUGCCAUUUCGAUUCCAAAGGUUUCCCCUCAGCCGGCCUUCUUCCAUUCACUCAAAGUUUUCUCUGUUCAAUCACAAAUCGAUGUAAUCGAGGUUUUGUUACGACAGGAGAUGAAGGAGCUGAGAUCAACUUCGAUACAUCCAAUCAAUCAGCACUGAUUCGAACGAUGCGAGAGUUGUCGACUCAAUUUGAGAACAUUGGGGCAAAUACGGUUCUUUUCGAGGAUUUUGUGUCGGCAGCCGUGUCAAUCAUCAAAUUAGCCGCUGAUUACAACGAGACAUCGGGUGUACCGAUUGUAAAGCUUUUCACCCAUCGUGAUGUGGCUCUUCAAACACUUGAACGUCUCGAAUUGUCCCCACAUCUUCGAGAAGCGCUAGUUAGCGCCACUUUAACAGUACCUGGGAUGCUCGCAAUUAGGGAAUAUGCUAUGAUGCACACAAAUGAUUCGAUUGUCGACACGGUUUUCUCGGCUUUCGAGGCGGUACCUUUGCUCUGCAAUAAAACGAUUUUCGAUCAGGCUUUCAAUUUCCCACAAGCAGUCCAAAUGACCGAAGCGGAUCGGGAAGAGUUGUGCAACUUGCGGACAACGGAUCUGAUUUGGUUGGCACAGAAAAUCGACAAGGGAAAUCUGCAGAAAGAGUUGCAAGAAGUCGGCCUGAACAUGAACCAUCUCAAUCAAUUGUACACGAGACGUGGCGAGGUUCUUCACAUGUUCGAUCCUCUUGUGAACAUUGUCGAGAUUUGGAGAGAAUUUAAUGGAACCGAUAAACAAAGCAUUAUCGAUUAUUUCUUUUGCGGAGAAGAUCCAUUGGACCAAACAGCUUCCUCAAAUCUGCCACCGGAGAAGACGGUGGAGACUUUAUUGGACAAGAUUAUGGAUCCCGUCAGACAAUUCGUAUUACGAUUGACUCCAGGUCGAGAUGAUACCGGCAAUCAGACACAUUGCUAUAAUGUAAAAUUACAUGAUGAUCUUGAAUGCUCACAAUUGGAAUCACAAGCGAUUCGCCAACUUCGACCAAUGCUUUCUGGAUAUAUUCUUGUCUCUCCUGAUGCGCCUGUUGUGAGGGAUCUUGUGAAAAAGCUAGAAGACCCAUUGCGUCAAUGGCAGCGAUUAUUGGACACAUUAAAAGAAAUGGGUGGAACGAGUAAUGCUUUUCAGGGAGUGCUACAUGAAAGCACUUUGGCCAAAGGUUUACGAGUGUUGGCCAAAUGGGGAGAAAAGGAAGGUUUUAUCAAGAAUGAGACGUUGGCUUUGCUCGAGGCGUUACUUGGACCUGAAGGAAGUCCGCUGGCUUUUGGAACAGAGCUGGGAAUUGUCUUGGAAACAGUCAACAACUAUUCGAAAUGCCUGAUAGCCGAUCGUUUCCGAAUGAUGCCAAAUGAGACCGAGUUAGAAAAAGUGGCCAUGUGUCUUCAGCCACAUCAACAAUAUUUCACUUCAAUCGUUUUUCCGGAUCUAGCCUCUGAUGCAACGAAAUUCAACGAAACAGUCGUUUACAAGAUUCGACACGAGCAAAAUCUGGUUGAUGGAACGGACAGCAUCGCUGAUUCGAAUAGAAACACUGAACCAAGAAAUAAUCCGAUUCGUGAUUUAAAAUAUCUCACCUUUGGGUGGUCUUUCCUUCAAGAAGCUAUCGAUCGAGCGUUGAUUGAGAUGCAGACAGGUGAACGUCCUCCAAUCGGCGUUUACUCCCAACAAGAGCCAUAUCCAUGUAUCGUUUCUGAUCAUUUUGAUGUCUCACAAUUCAUGUCGUUUUUCGUCGUUCUCUCAUGGAUUAUCCCAUCAGCGAUGCUCGUGAAAAAUAUCGUUUACGAGAAAGAACACAAGUUAAAGGAGUUGAUGCGAAUCAUGGGUUUGGGUGACACGAUUCAUUUCCUUUCUUGGGCUUUCAUUUCCUUUGUGCUUAACACGAUCUCCGUGCUCGUCAUCUCGCUCAUUUUAUGGAUCGGAAAUCUCCUGGGUCACACGAAUUUCUUCAUCAUUUUCAUGGUUUUGAUGCUUUUCGCACUUUCUUCUAUAGCUCUAUCAUUAUUGAUAACGACGUUUUUCUCGAGCUCAAACAUUGCCACCGCCACCACAGCAUUUAUCGUUUUGCUUUUCUCAUUUCCUUUUAUGCUCUCAAAGAAUAUCAACAGUUCGCUUUAUGCGAAAGUGACGCUUUUAUUACCACAAACGGCAAUCGGUUAUGCAUUCAAAAUGUUGGGUGAAGCGAAUAAAGAAGAUGCGGCCGGAUGGAAAGAUUUGGGACAUAUGCAAAUUGAACAAUUCGACGUGAAGAUGUGGGAAUGUCUGGUGGCUCUCGUUGUGCACAUUUUCCUAUUCUCGAUUCUUUCUUGGUAUAUCUCGGCGUUGUUUCCGGGAGUUUACGGAGUUGGUCAACGCUGGUAUUUCCCAUUCACUUUACGGUAUUGGAUGCCAAGAUUAGCGUCAAGACGGGUCUUGACUGAAGUGGAGAAUGGUGGCACAGUAAAUGAUACUUUAUAUGAUCCGGCACUUGGCUUUGAAGCAGAACCAAAUGAAGGCACAUAUCAAGUGAAUAUCCAACAUUUAUCAAAAGUCUAUUCGAACAAUGACGUGAAAGCGCUUGAUGAUCUCUCUUUACGACUGUAUGAGGGACAAAUCACCGCCUUACUUGGACACAAUGGAGCUGGGAAAACGACUACAAUGUCAUUGCUCUGUGGUUUAUAUGGUCCAAGUCAUGGUACAGCAAGGAUCUACGGUCAUGAUAUUCGUCGAAACAUUCGUGGUGUCCGAGAUGUUCUUGGCAUUUGUCCUCAACAUAAUGUUCUUUUUGCACACUUAACCGUCCAAGAACAACUUGAAUUCUAUGCGUCAUUGAAAGGAGUCGAGGAGAAGGACCUUCAAAACGAGGUCAACGAGAUUUUGGACAGUGUGGCGCUUUGGGAUAAAAAGGAUAAACUCGCGGCAACGUUAUCAGGUGGGAUGAAGAGACGGCUUUCGAUCGGAAUCGCUCUCAUUGGUGGCUCGAAAUUUGUGAUUCUUGAUGAGCCAACAGCUGGGGUUGAUGUGAACUCGAGAAAAGACAUCUGGAAAUUGUUGUUGAAACAUAAAGAAGGGCGCACAAUUCUUUUAUCCACCCAUCACAUGGAUGAAGCCGAUGUACUCUCCGAUCGAAUUGCAAUUUUGUCUGAGGGAAGGCUGAAGGCUCUUGGCAGCAGUGUUUAUUUGAAGAGGAAACAUGGGCACAGUUAUACACUGACACUUGUCAAGAAAAAGGACCUCGACACGAGUGCAAUCAAGAAAAUCGAUGAAAUUGAUGGAGUUCAUUGCAAAUUCGUUGAGGAAACCGAUGAAGAAAUUAUCUAUUUGAUCCCAAUUGAUACGCCGAGUGAAGAUUUGCAGAGAUUCUUUGAGAUAUUGGACUCGCGGAUGAUUGACUAUGGAUGUGCUGGUUAUGGCGUUCAAGCACCAUCUUUACAACAGAUCUUUGUCAACCUGGCUCCCCAAAACGAGUACGAGCUUCGCAAAGAGAAAGGACGCUUCCAACGAUGGUUCGAGUAUUUAUGCUGCAAUUGCAAGAAGAGAACUGUGGACGAUGGAGAGACGCUGAUCAUUGGACCGAAUGGAACAGAAGUUGUGCCUAAUGGAGCCGCAGCUCAGUACAUCAAUGAAAAGGAAGAUCCGUGGCUGGAAACGAAUAUUCCCUUGGACAAUUCCUAUUGGCGUCUGUCACUCGCUCACGCAAAAGCUCUCUUUGCCGCGAAAACUCUCUACACUCGAAGGAGCUUGAAAUCCGUGUUUUUCCAGAUCUUGUUACCAAUUGUGCUCCUCUUCAGUGCAGAAAUGUACGCAAAAUAUGUGGCAAAUCCAAAAGUUUACGGACGAUGGGCAAAUAUUAUCACGGCUCCACCACUCAUUCUAACAACAGCUUUAUUCGGUGAUGGAUCCGAGAGUUAUUUGAGUAUUAUGAGCGAACGAACGAACGAAACGGGAUGGCCGGACAGACUUGUGUCCACAUUUCAACAUGAUCCCGGUGUUGGUGUACGCUGUUUGCCAUACACGAUUGACCUCAUUACAAACGCAUCGGCGCCUCACCAAGUCGAAAAUAGCACCGAGAUUGAAGAGGCUUUCUUCACAAAUGAAGCUUCACGAUCGAAAAACAAUGAGAGUUUAAUCGCAAAGAUGAACUACAAAUUCGACGGGAGAGAUGCGGGAGGAGAAUUGGGAAGGAAAAUAUCAUCACUACAAUUCAAUCCAACUUGCUAUCGACCCCAAUCACCGAAUGACACUUUUGUUCUUGAAGGAGCGAAUCUCGACGAUAUUCCGUACAAUGUCGAUUUCUCAUGUGGCUGUGAUCCACAUGUGGGAUGGACGUGUACACAGGAUGACUAUCCGAUCGAUGAUCUGCCGACUUUCCUCUCGGCAAACACAACCGAUGUGAUUCGGGAUUUGUCGGGCAGAAAUAUUUCUCAAUAUCGCCUCAUCACGAGAUUCGUUCACAGCUACGAGAAUAUGCAUGCAAUAAUUGGUGGCUGGUCGUUGGGACAUGAGAAUAUGCAAGCGGAUCAAGAAAAUAUUAGAGAAGUGCUCGAUGGAUUCAAUGACACGAUAACCCAGCUUUCCCUAGCUGGCAUCGAACUCGGACUGAACGGUUCACUUUGGGAAGGAAAUUCGACAAUGGUUAAUGACACAUUCACUGCUAAUUAUACUUUGGAACAAGUAAUCGCUAAUAUCUUUGCGAAUCAAGAUACAAAAGAGAAUGUGAAAAUUUGGUUUAACAAUAAAGUUUGGCCUUCGUUACCGAUUUAUUAUAAUGCGAUUAGUAAUGCGAUUUUGAGAGCAGUUGCUGUUGAGAAUCCGGAAUUGGCUAACAAGAUUGACAAUUUGGGCAUCGUUACAUUCAAUCAUCCGAUGAAUCGAACAGCUGAGGACUCGUUUGACGCUGUACAAGUACUUGCUCUUUCACUUUUUCGAGUCGUUUUGAUCAUUUUCACUUUCUGCAUCAUCCCAGCCGGUUUUGCCUCGUUUCUCGUCACGGAUCGUGAAACCCACAGUAUGCAUCUACAACUUGUUUCCGGUUUGAAGAGAAAAAUGUAUUGGCUAAUCGAGUACAUAUUUGAUUUUUCGAUUGUCAUCCUUGCCUCAUUCCUCAUCUUGAUCAUGUAUCGAUGUAUCGGCGUCCUUGAAGUCACCUAUAACUUUGCCACCGCUAUGUCCUUCUUUACUCUCUUUUUCGUUUAUGGAAUGGGCGCUCUCUUGUUCGUGUUUGUCCUUCAGCGCUUCUUCACCAUUCCCUCACUCGCUUUCAUUCUCAUCUCAAUCGGUCUCUUCUUCAUCGGCGUUGUCACUUCGAUGGUUGUGAUGGUUUUAGAGCAAUUGAUGAAAACGGAUGAAACCCUUGAAAACGCGUACAAUGUGUGCUCCGUUGUCUUCAUGAUUCUCAGUCCACAAUUCAACCUUGGAAUGGGUGUUUAUCGUGGCUCCUUUGUCUAUCAAGUCUUCCAUUUCGCCGAGAUGAUGCUUGAGUUAACCCGAGCGGAAAACGGAUUGAACCGGAAAGAUAUGAUUGAUGAGAUCCCGGUUCCACCAAUUCUCUCAUAUGAUAUUAUGGGACGACAUGUCAUGGCAUUGGCUUUCCAAUUCAUCGUCUUGCUCGUGAUCUUCAUAUUGGCUGAGAAUGGACGUUUUGGUGUCUUUCGACGAAUCGAGCGUUUGAGAACUGGAUUCGCGCUUGAGAAAUCGCGAACAGAGGAGGAUAAUGAUGUGGUCAGAGAAAGGGAUCGGGUCCGUUUCAUUCGAGAGAAAAAUGAGGAUCGAGAACAUGCGGGACUGGUUGUACACGAUCUGGCAAAAAUGUACGGCUCACAUUUAGCUGUAAAAGGCGUUUCGUUUGCUGUAGCGCCUGGGGAAUGCUUUGGUCUUCUUGGUUUAAAUGGAGCUGGUAAAACAACGACUUUCGCGAUGUUGACUGGGAAACAUCCGAUUGGACAAGGAGAAGUCGAAGUGGUUGGAUCACAAGUCGUUCAUUGUGCUUCCGAAGGCUUCCGCCAUCUUGGCUAUUGUCCACAAUUUGAUGCUCUUCAUAUGAAGCUCACCACACAAGAACAAUUGACGUUUUAUGCUCGAAUUCGAGGCGUUCCCGAGCAUAAGAUACAACAAGUUGUGAAAUCCCUUCUUUUCUCUCUUCAUCUCCGUCCUUAUGCAAAUGUUUUAACAUCGGAUUUAUCUGGUGGAAACAAGAGGAAAUUGUCGGUUGCGGUGGCUCUUGUUAGUCAACCGCCAGUCAUUCUUUUGGAUGAACCCUCAGCUGGCAUGGAUCCAGGAUCACAGCAAUUCUUGUGGACAGUUGUGACUCGAUUGAGAAAAGCAGGAAGAGCUGUUGUGCUCACAUCGCAUUCGAUGGAGGAAUGCGAGGCUCUUUGCACAAGGAUCGCUAUAAUGGAUGAUGGUCGAAUUCGAUGCAUUGGAUCAAAGCAACAUUUGAAGACAAAGUUCGGCGAGGGAUAUACGUUGACAUUGAAGACACCGGACUCGAAGAGUGCCAACGAGGCGGCUGCUUUACUCGUCGAGGGGAUCCAAGGGGCAAAGAUUACCGCCAUCCAUUGUUCCACAGUUUACGCUCAUAUCCCUGACGGAACAGCCACAGUCGCCGAGUUGCUCCAUCACGUCAAUAGGGUGAAAAGCGUGAUACCGGUCGAGGAUUUCGCUCUUUCCCAAACGACUCUCGACGAUAUUUUCCAUUCGCUUUCUGCUUCAUCACCGGUUGCUAGAUCGAGAGAAUACUCGGAAGGAAGACCCCAACAAAGUGAACAAAGUGAACAAAUCGAUCAUCUUGAGAUUCCUGAGACUCUAGACGAGACAGCGAGUAGUCGGCUAAGCACUUCCGGCUCAUCUAUUGGUCGAGAUUUUGUCCCAUCCGAUCCAGCUCCAUCAACAGAAGAUCAAAAA
This is a messenger RNA of Mesorhabditis belari, 7071 nucleotides long. The record is from the annotation of a GenBank genome assembly. NCBI's taxonomy places the organism in Eukaryota, Metazoa, Nematoda, Chromadorea, Rhabditida, Rhabditidae.